Messenger RNA from Triticum turgidum subsp. durum (durum wheat), 786 nucleotides. NCBI's taxonomy places the organism in Eukaryota, Viridiplantae, Streptophyta, Magnoliopsida, Poales, Poaceae. The record is from the annotation of a GenBank genome assembly.
AUGUCUGGAAAUAAUUCCCAGGCCGUGGCAGACCGAAUAAAGGCGCAGGCCCUAUCAAAUGCUAAGGGAUUGAGCAGGGCUCAAGCUGAACGUGCAGCGGAAGCUGCUGCCCGCAAUGUCAAUGCCUAUGGGCAGAAGGAAGAGGGGCCAAGCCACUGGCAAGAGAGGAAGGAGGCCAAGAGGAAGAUGUAUCUGAUGAGCACGGAGCAGCCUGUGAGGCUAGGUGUGAGGCGAAAUGCCGUACCAACUUCUUCCGCUGGUGGCCAAUGUCAGAAGUGCUUCCAGCCCGGGCACUGGACGUAUGAGUGCAAGAACGAACGGGUCUACAUCUCGCGGCCCUCGAGGACGGAGCAGCUUAAGAACCCCAGGCUGAAGAAGAAAGUGUCGCUGCCGGCUCGCUCUCGGUUCGUGAACCCUGAUCUUGAGAAGGAGAUGGAGGAGGAAAGGAAGCUGACGGGAGAAAAACAGAAGGAGAAGUCUGAGAGAAGGGAGGUAAAGAGUAAGAGAAAACAUCGUGCUUCGGUGUCAGACACUGACUCUGACUCCAAAUCAUCAUCGAGUGGGUCUGAGUAUUCUUCUGAAAGCGGUAGUUCAAGCUACAGUCCAUUGGACUCGGAGGAUAGGAAGCAUCGAUGCAACGCGAAGCAGAAGAAAAGAAGGCACCGAAGGGACAGCACGUCUUCAUCAUCCUCCUCGUUAUCCAAAUCUGAGUCUGAACCUGAUUCUGACAAUAAUGGCAGCAACAAAAGGAAGAGCAAGAAGCGUGGUUACACGCGCCGAGCUUGA